GCAAGCAGUAUGAGUAUUGCCUGUAGUUAGUAACUCUACUUCCUUGAAAACUGUAAAAUGAUGAAGGAGGCCAGGGACUGCCGAAUGGAUCCUUUCCUUCAGAUGUACUUCAAAUAAUGAGGCGCUUAUUUGUGAGUAUAAUCAGGAAUCUUGUUGCAAGCAGUUCAGCAUUGGCUCUGUAAAUAGCUGUAGAUAGGAACUCUACUUCUAUGCAAACUGCAUUUCUAACGUUCGGAAUUUAAUGUGGCAUUAAAGUGAAAUCGUGCAUAGAAAGAAAACAUGGCGACAGUGGCUAAUUUAAAAAUAUUAUGGACAGUAUUAUAUUUACUCAUAUCGUUAACCCGACUUGUAAUUACAAUGGAUAAACAGAUGGAGGAACCAGUAUGUACAUCUAGAUUCGACUACGAAUAUAAAAUAUUACACAAAAUGGUGAUGCUUGAAAUAGAACAAAACAAACUAAAGGAAUUAAUGGCAGAAAUGAGUACGCUACCAAACAUACUGAAAGAAGAGAGCCUUCAAACUCGAGCAAUAGUAGACCGUGUAGAAAAAAGGCUGAAAGAGAUAGACGCAAAAAAGUCGUACGGUGGGGCAGGAAACACAUAUGUCCGCUGGGGAAGAACAGAAUGUCCCGGAAAUGGGACAGAAAUGGUGUACAAAGGGUAUGCAGGUGGUGGAUUUUAUGACAACGAAGGUGCAGCAAGCAAUUAUUUGUGCUUACCCGAGGAACCAGUGUGGGGUGUUUAUGAAGAUUCAGAGCAGGUAGCUGGGACGGUCUAUGGAGCAGAGUAUGAACUCUAUAACAGAAAUAUGGAUAAGUUCUUUGGAAAGGCCUUGCAUCACCAAGAUGUGCCAUGCUGUGUUUGUAGGACAAAGCGGCCAAGUGCUAUAAUGUUACCAGGUCGAAACAUCUGUUAUGACGGUUGGACAUUGGAAUAUAGCGGGUAUCUCACCAGCGGAUAUGAAAACCAUCAUGCAACCGAAUUUGUUUGUUUAGACGGUGAUCCAGAGGCUAUUGGCGGAGGAGAAUCUAAUGUCAAUGGAAAGCUGUUCUAUUUUGUUGAGGCACGCUGUGGCUCAUUGCGAUGUCCACCUUAUGUGAACGGACGUGAGCUUACAUGUGCUGUUUGCACCAAAUAGAUCUAACAGUAUUGAAAUUAUGUACGUUAUCAUUUUUAAUGGAGGAAAAUCAAAUUUUAGCAUUUUAAGUUAAGAUGUCCGAAUAUAAAUAUAUAACGUCUAUAUAUGCCAAUUUAUUGCGCCGUCAUAAGCUUAGUCCCAAUUUAGAUCUUUUGAAACGGUUCUAAUUGUUGAAAUAUUAACUUUUAGCCAUCUGCCAAAAUAUGUAUUUCAGAUAAAAAAUUAGCACAUUUUUUUAAAUAAACGACAUUGCUGAUUAAAAAGUGAACGUUUUAGGUUCAAGAAGCAAUGACAGUUCAUACAUGUAUUUCGUAAUUAAACGAAAAGUUUGAGUAAUAAAUAUUUGUGUAAGGUCUUUUAACCGCAAGAAUGAGAAGUCUUUCAAAGACUUUCACACUUUUUUACAAAGUUCACUUAAGCCUUAUAUGGCCUACACAAUUUGGAAAAAUUUCUAAUUGGUUAUUAUUACAACAAAUAUACAUUUUUUGCUACCAGAAUGUUUAUCUACUAU
This is a messenger RNA of Mercenaria mercenaria, 1648 nucleotides long. RefSeq lists its product as uncharacterized. Bases 280 to 1137 code for a protein of 285 amino acids. The record is from RefSeq and is a predicted model, not a curated record. NCBI's taxonomy places the organism in Eukaryota, Metazoa, Mollusca, Bivalvia, Venerida, Veneridae. The transcript is spliced from 2 exons.